UCCUUUAUUAGUCCUUCAGUGGGGACAUUUCAUUAUCACAGGAGCGGGUGCACAUUAGAGAAGUAAUACAAGAUCAAAAUAAAACACAAUAACAAUAUAGUAAAUACUAAUACUAAAUAUACAGAGGAAACUAAAUAUAUAUAUAUAAGGCAUUGUAUCUAAUUCAAUUCGGUAUAUUUUGUAUAGCCUAAUAUCACAAAUUACCAAUUUUGCCAUUCUGUACACUUAGGGUUAUGUUUUUGCUGCUUAUGUCUGUGAUGUAAAUUAUGUAUUGGUUGAUUGAGACCGGUUUGUCAGAUGGGAAAUCAUAUGGAUCAUGUGAUUGUUGCUCAUAAAGCACAGUGCAGCCAUGACACAACAAGCCCCCUGGCGGUUGUUCAUUGCCACUUCCGCGGAUAUUCAAAACAGAAAUUACCGUAAUGACGCUGAUAUAGCAGGGCGUAUUUUUCUGGAGACGACAUUUGAAAAAGCGGUGUUAGUAAUGUGGUGGUCUACAUGCGAGGACUGGAAGAGUAAAAGUCACCAGGCAUUUUCUAAAAGGAGACCACGCUUGUAACAAGAUCAUUAUCAAUUUACCAGGAGCAACACACCAUCACAACUUCCUCCCAUGUCGGAAGCAAAAGACGGAGAAGAGCCACCCAAAAAUACGCAAAAGGAGCGCCUGUCCAGAGUGUUUGACAAAGUGAUGGGGCUUGGGGACUUUGCCGACGCGUCCAGAGGCUCUGCCAGCUCUUCCCGGAGCGGAGGUCAGGACGAGACAACGGGAGCAGACAAAACCUCAGGAGCAGGGGAACACCAACCGGUGAAAGAGGAGGAACCCAACGGCGGUAGUAAAGUAGAAAAGACGGACAAGCCGAUGGGAGAGUCCUCCAUUCCUCACAGUUCCUCCCCUUCCACUGUCCCACCCUCCUCGGUUACCGUGGGAACUAAUGAAAGAGGAGGGAGUGGAGGGGCCGCAUGUGAUGACACACUAGAUAGCCUUCCUGUGUUUGGGCCGGAGAAGGAGGAGAAGGUUGAACAAGAAGAUGAUGAUGAUGAUGAUGUUGAGGCAAUAAAGGAAGACUGUGAGUUUGACAAUCGACUGGCCCCGGUGCUCGAUGGUGAUGAAAUACCAAAAAAAGCGGUCCAAGCAAGAGUUGGAAACAACGCAACUCCAGACAAACCCUCUGCCCUUCAGCCCAGAGAGGAGGAGGAGGAGCAAGAGGAGGAGGAGGAAGAAGAACAAGAAGAUGAUGAUGAUUAUCUUGAGGACAAAAGGAAAGACGUUGAAUAUGCAAAGAAUUGCAUUCAUGCAAAGAAAACAAACGAAGACAUGCACCAUAAAUUACCAGAAGACGUGGAUCGUGCCAAUCGAGGCAACAGCGCCACUCCAGGCAAACCCUCUGCCCUUCAGCCCAUAGAGGAGGAGGAGGAGAAGAAGCAAGAGAGGGGAGGGAGCACAGACUCUGCUAACACCUCCCACUCCUCCAAGGACCACACACCUGAGAACAGCCAAGGUGGAAGCAUCCUGACCCAGGUGGAGGACACUGAGGACAGCCAGGAGGGAGAGGUCGGGCUCUGGGAAGAUUGUCAUGCAACUGCAAUUCUUAAAUCUUUGAACCGCCGGUUGGUAAUUCUGAAUACUCUCUCGUCAUCUCAGAGGUCAGAGGCGGCGCCGAUGGAGGACAGUAAUCCCCCGUUGUCGGCUCCAAUCAAUAUUAAAGACGAGCCCAUCGACGAGGGCUACGACAACGCGUUACUGCCUCAGAGCUCCAUCAGACAGAUCAAAGAGGAGCUGGAGAAUCAGGAGGAGGAGCUGCGGAUCAGCUCCGUCUACUCCGUAGGUGGAGGGAACACCUUUACGUCCCCUACCGUUCCAGCAGCAGCCCAAGCUCCCACUCAGACGGCCAUUUGUAUCCCAGGUCGAGGCGCCGUCCUCCAAGCCAUGAGUCUCAGACCACCGGCCCCUCUUCCACUACCAGCCCUGGUCACAGCACCCCCACGCCCACCUCCGCCCUCCGUUCCUGGGAGCGUUCGCUGCAGUGGCUGCUCGAAGGUUCUGCUGAAAGGCCAAACGGCGUUCCAGAGAAAAGGCUCGACGCAGCUCUUCUGCUCCACGGUCUGUCUGACCGGCCACCUGCCCACAGCCGGCAAGAACAAAGCAUGUUUCCAGUGCAACAGGGAGAUCCUUCAGCCCAGGGACAUGAUCACCAUUCCAGGAGACAACAGCACCUUCAUCAACUUCUGUGGCCAGUUCUGUCUCUCCGUCUUCAGACAGAAGAAGAAACCGUCCGACAAGAUCCCCGAUAAAACGGUGGAGAAUAAAGCAGAGAAGCCGCCUGAGAAACCAGCGGAGCAGCCACCUGACAGACCCAUUUGCAGCGUCUGCAGAGUCUCUAAUCGGCAGAUUGAGCACGAGGUCACCCAUCAAGGUCGUCUGCACAAACUCUGCAGUGACGCGUGCUUCGUAACGUGGCGCAAGAUGCGGCACCUGGCGAUGAACUGCUGCGAAGGCUGCGGACUCUACUGCAGCAACAGCUCCGGCGCCUGUCAGACGCUCACCAUCGACAGGUCCCAGCUCAACUUCUGUGGUCCCACCUGCAUCAACACCUACAAACGGGAUUGCAGAAAGACCUCCGAGUGUGCCAACUGUCACAAAAUGGCGAUCGUGGCUUUCACCUUCAUGGAACGAGACCAACGGGGCAAAGUCCAGCUGUACUGUUCAUCUUCUUGUGUGGAACGCAGUCGACCACCGAAACACGUCCUCGAUGGUACUGCGUUCCCCUGCUGCCUGUGCAAGGUGUCGGCUGUUCCUCAGUACCAUCUGGCCAUGGUGGACGGCACCAUUCGUAACUUCUGCUCCUACGACUGCGUUUGCACAUACAGGAAGUCCGGGAUCGCCUCUCAGUCGGACCUCAUCAAUGGAGCCUCCAUCCUCAGGGACGCCGCCAAACCAGCGAGCUCAGUCCCUCCCGUCCCUCAGGACCACCCAUCUUCAGCCCCCUACCAGGCCCCCCAUCACAGUCAUACCUCAGCGCCCCCACUGGCGCCUCCCUACCCAGCCAUCUCCUCCCCCUCUGUCCCCGGGAAAGCCAGACCACCUGCUGGUAAGACCCUGAAACCAGCGGAGGGCGACGAGCUCACCGACGUCACCAAGCUGACCUGCCAUCAGUGCAGCAAGCAGUUCAAAGUGACGCCGCUGCUCUUCAGUCUCCAAGGUCAGAUCUCCAUGUUCUGCAGCAAGGCGUGCUGUGAGCAGUACAAAACCCAGAAGAAUAUCCUGAUCAUGUGCGAGUUCUGUAAACAGGAGAAAGUGCUCUUUGACACCAUCAGCUACAACCAACAGGACCUGAUCUUCUGCAGUGAAAGCUGUAAGCAGCUUUAUAAACACGAGCUGACGUCUCGUAACAAGGAUCAUUCUUGGCGUCCCUGCACCUACUGCACCGGCGUCAGCCAGAAGAUGCUGCACAGCCACUACGGAGGCAAGAUGGAGGAGUUCUGUCGACCCCACUGCAUGUCCCAGUACACGGUGCUCUUCUACGGGAUGGGUCGGUGUGAUGGUUGUCGGAAACAGGGCUACAUGGCUGAGAAGCUGCAGUGUUUGGGUUCAGUCCGUAAUUUCUGCCACCUGCCCUGCUUGCUGCAGUACUGCUUCCUGCAUUUUGAGACGAGCCAACCCCCCGCCAGCAGCAACGGUGCCGGAACGGCCCCGCAAACACCGUUUGCUCCGGCGCAGCCUCAGCACUCGUCCAAGAUGAAUCCCGUCAUCGCCGAUGUCGUGUCGCUGGCCAACGGCUCUGCCAGUCAGCCCAGCGUGUCGGCAGACGCCGCUCUUACCGGAGCACUGCCGACCUCCAACGUUGAUGGGAAGAACCUAGACCAUGCCAGCACUCAGACCGACGCCGUGCCAACGCCCCGUCGACGUCAAAUGAAGAACAAGUCGGUUCUGUGUCGGCCCUUCACCGUGGACAAGGAGAGCAUGUGCCAGCUGCCCGCACCCUGCGAUAACUUAACAGCUCUGCGAGAUGGCUCCUCGCAGCCCGACCAGCCGUCUGCGGAGGCGUCCACAUCUCCAGCGGCGCCGGCGAAACCUCAGGGAGAAACUCAGCCGCGUACCGGCGUGCCGGCGCGCCUGACCGGGCGCCAUUUCCUGGCCAUGAGGGAGACCGACUCUGACUGCAAGGUCUGCUCGCAACACAAGAGGAAGAAAGUGGAGGAAGAGGAGCAGGAGGAGAUGAAGAAGAAGAAAAGGAAAACAAACACUGGGGAGGAGGAGGAGGAGGAGGAGGAGCCAGGGAGGAAAACGGAAGAAGAGUCGGAGGAGGCGAAGGAGGUGAACUCAUGUGAGGGCAAAGAGGCGGAGCUCUCUGAAGCCAAGCCCUGUGAGCAGAGGGGCGGGGCGGCGAGGAGGCGGACGCCGUAUUACUGCAAGACGUGUUCAGGGGAGCCGAGCCUCUGCCCCGCGCCCUGCUUUGAACUCUACCACACCAGACUCAUCUACAAGUCGGCCCCCCAACCCGACGCACAAGCCUCCUGACCUCCUGACCUCCUGACGCGAGGAGUCGUCUUCUCCCCAGACCGCCGCGGGCCGAGCUGAAACGACAGGGCCGACCGGCUGUGUUCGCAACACGGCGUCCGUGUCCCUAACCUCCCUCGUGUGUGUGUGGUCGUCUUGUUUGAGCUCAACCCCAAACCUUAUGGACGGUAAACGCAGAACACCUGAUUGUUGUCACGACGCACCUAAAGGGCGCUUUGGUGUUGUUUCAACUGUCGGUGGCAGUAUUUACACGGGUCUUCGAGGCCCUCUCUCUACCUCCAGAGGGUAGUUAUUUAGUGAGACGGUGUCGUCGUCUGCAGCCGACGGCCUGACGAUCCAGAAGAGACGGAUAUACUUCCUUAAGUGCUUCGCUGAGCGACACCAGGGUGCUGCAAGCGACAAUACCUCAUUUAUUACCCUGCAUGUCAUUAAAGAUCUGGAUCCUGGUGCGUUUGUCAAGUGUCCUAAAACUCCUUCUGUGAUAUGUUUACUGACUCGUUUCACUUGAUUUGUGUACUUUAUGUUCAUUUUCCGGUGUUACACUUUAUUUAUGGAGCAUUCCCACGCACACGCGUAUCUUUAUGCCGCCAUCACAGCCCUCGAUGCGACGUCACUGACCGAAACCUGAUGGUUACACUCAUUAAGGUCACUUGUGCCUACCUGCUCCCCCAGAUGCAGCUCGUGGAGAGAAGGAAACAGAACCGUUGGACACUUUAUCAUAAGAGGGGUCACGUUGUUAAACCAACUUCUGAUGUGUUUUUUUAUUUAUUUUACAGCAAAACUCAUUUAUGUUGAAAUCCAAACUGAAAAUGUGCCCAACGAGAAGCUGAAGGCUCGAGGAGUUUUUUUCCGGGCGACUGCUGCUAGACGUGCUUCUACUUUUGAACGACACACUCGCAAGAACAAUCGGUAUUAAUAAUAAUAAUGUGUGUUACUGUAAGUUCUUGUCAAACUGUCUUUUUUUAAAUAAAUAAAGAAAAGGGGAUCUUUACCCCCAUCUAGAAGAAUAAAUUAAAUUAAGAUGCGGGAACCGUACCAGAUUGAAUUCUCCCACUAAGGAUCAAUUAGCUGGUGUUAAAGCUGCUGGUUGGAUGAGGAAAGAGGGCAGUCACACCCAAUGGGUGACCUUAGGUGGUGGGUUGACCCGUGCUGCCAUGGCGCCCAGAGGAGGAGUUCAAUGGAGUAACAUCCACCUGUAAGGCGUUGAGACGCAGAGAUCUGCACAAGAAGUUCCUUUGCAGCCUGAAUGAGGAGAACAGCUUUCAGUGGAUGGUCACUUCUCUUCUUUGUACUGUAAUGCUACAUUUUAAUGUUUCUUCUGAAUGUGAAUUAUAAGUUGAAUCCCUUGCUGUGCCUCAACGCUGACGUCACCGUCUGCUGGACGCUUGAUUUGACGGCCGCCCCGUGAGGCGUCUGACGGUUCACGGUCGACUUCUUUUACAUUUCCUGUCUGUUGUAAAUUCUGUUAUUGCAUGUUUUUUUGUGUGUGUUUUUUUAUGAUGAUGACGUGGAUCGGAUUGAAAGAUCCUGUUGCAUUGAUGCCUCUUUUUUUAAAUAAAUUGGUCAAUAUA
Molecule: messenger RNA, 6087 nt
Organism: Pseudoliparis swirei
Lineage: Eukaryota; Metazoa; Chordata; Actinopteri; Perciformes; Liparidae
Product: zinc finger MYM-type protein 4-like
Exons: 19
Coding region: 608-4516 (1302 amino acids)
Molecular function (GO): zinc ion binding
Source: RefSeq, a predicted model, not a curated record